GAACCCACCAUUUUCUUUCCAUUCCCAGAGGAGUCCUGACUCUGACAAGAAGGUAGAGAUUUGAGGUCAGAGGAUUCUGGGGAAUGGAACUAGAGACAAAGAUUGAUCGCUUGCCUAUUGACUUGCUGGCUCAUAUUUUUUGUUUCUUCUCCUCCUUCACUGAUUUGGCUCAGGCGAGUAGUGUGUGCAAGAAUUGGAAACAAGGGGUCAAGGAAUCUUUGGCUCGCAAACAGAAUCUGAGCUUCGCCGGAUGGAAAAUGGAUGAUGAAUCCACAGCUCGCCUCGUUUGCGAUGCCUACAACCUCAAAAAGCUUGACAUCCCGAGGAGCCGUUGGGGUUGCCAAAUAACUGAUAGCGGACUUAUCAAAAUAUCUUUGGCAAAGUGUGUAGGCAAUCUCACAUCCAUCUCACUCUGGGGUUUGACUGGGAUUACAGAUGAAGGAGUUAUUCAACUGGUAUCCAGAACCAAAUCCUUACGACAUUUGAACGUUGGUGGCACGUUUAUCACAGAUGAAUCCUUGUUUGCCAUUGCAAGAAGUUGCCCCAACUUAGAGACCAUUGUCCUGUGGAGCUGCCGUCAUGUAACUGAAAGUGGACUUUUUGUGCUGAUUGAUAAAUGUCACAACCUCAAAUCAAUGAACCUCUGGGGAACAAGACUUUCUGUGGAUUGUCUCAACAAGCUAUUAAAUUUAAGUCCGACUCUUCAGAUCAAAGUUUAGCAUCAUAUCUUAACUCUGCUGUAUGUUGUCAAAUGUGUUGAUUCUAAAUUAUUAGUUUCACCUUCUUUUGUGCACAGUUCCUGCGUAGGAACUAUGCCAUUGUGAUUAUACUUAUUCUUGAUCGAUGUAUGAAAAUUGUUGUAAUUGCUAAUAACGAAUUCACAGUUUGUAAUUAAAGAUGCCAAAUUGGACUAUCUCUCUCUCUGAAGUCUAGCAACUAACAUGGGUUUGUAAAUGGAGUGAGUGUGAAUUAGAUUCAUGAGUUCGUUGCA
Molecule: messenger RNA, 991 nt
Organism: Neltuma alba
Lineage: Eukaryota; Viridiplantae; Streptophyta; Magnoliopsida; Fabales; Fabaceae
Product: F-box protein At5g67140
Exons: 5
Coding region: 84-719 (211 amino acids)
Biological process (GO): SCF-dependent proteasomal ubiquitin-dependent protein catabolic process
Cellular component (GO): SCF ubiquitin ligase complex
Molecular function (GO): protein binding
Source: RefSeq, a predicted model, not a curated record